Messenger RNA from Lingula anatina, 3707 nucleotides. RefSeq lists its product as uncharacterized. NCBI's taxonomy places the organism in Eukaryota, Metazoa, Brachiopoda, Lingulata, Lingulida, Lingulidae. Gene Ontology annotation, molecular function: protein binding. The record is from RefSeq and is a predicted model, not a curated record.
AACUGUAACAGGGAUAUCAACGGUGACGGGGUGAAUGAGUGUCUGGCAGGCGGUCGAGGAGGGGUAUUUCGUGCCAUUAAUGGACGAGACGGAGAAUUACUGUGGAGAUUUGCUAACGACGAGGCCUUCAAUGACGAAAUGAAUGUGUACACCCCGCAGUACAUCCGGGAUGUUAAUGGGGACGGAGUCCCGGAUGUACUGUUGGCGCAUGGUGGAGACCCGAUGCGGGAAUCAGGCGAGCCGGUCACCUUGAGCGGAGAGCUGGUGAUCCUGAGCGGGAAGUAUGGCGGUGUUCUAAGAUGGGUCAAGGUUCCCGACCACAUGGAGACGUACUUCUCGCCACAACUGUACCGCCAGUCCACCGACACCUUGGCUGUGCUGUUUGGCACCGGCGGGGAGACGCACGGUGGCGCUCUCUGGUGGAUUGACUUGGAGGACUUGCUAAGGGGCCACAUGUCAAAGGCCAAGAAACUGUAUUCCGACCCAUUCAAAGGCAUCAUGACGCCCCCAGCCCUGGCCGACAUAAAUCAAGAUGGCGUAGAAGACAUUGUCAUCCCUGCAUUCAACAGCACAGUUGUCGCCAUAGACGGGGAUACACUGCAGCAACUAUGGAAAACCACUUUCACGGGAUCAGAGUCGUAUAAUACCCCAGCUGUUGGCUACUACAAUAACGAUGACGUGCCGGACUUCAUGGUCAGAUAUGCACACGGUCCCGGCUUCCCAGUGUACUACGACUCCGUGACAACGAUACUGGACGGGAAAACAGGCAAAAUGCUGCUCGAUAAACCAGUAAGAGAUUCGAUAGGUGUCCAGUCAUCCCCUCUGGCGGUAAGCGUGGAGGGUUUCGGCAAUGAUUUGUUUCUGUACUGGGUGGCGGAUUGCGAGGACCACGAGGGACAAGGAGGGGUGUUCACAUUUGCUGAAGACACCAAUGUCCACCAGCAAAGCCGGUCGGAUGUGUGUCGUCUGCGUUUCAACACACGUGGCUUCACAAAGUUGAUGGUCUCCGGUAGACGUACUCCACAUCCGGGUAUCACCGUCUAUGACUCCAGGCAAAGACAAAAGGUGGAGCACAGCGCAUGGGUAAAUACGACGAUGGAGGCAAUCGAGUUUGUGAAGAAGCAUCAGCAGUAUUUGGAGGACUACCUGGACCAUCAGUCACACCGGGGGGCUCACCAACGUCCGAAGAACGCCGGACGGAAAACUGUUCAUCACAAUCUAGCAUCUCGGCCAGCUUACACCCACACCAAAGGAUAUAACUCAGACAUUCGCCACAGCGCUCCAAGUUACCCCAAGCAAAAUGGCAGACAAAAGCAAAAUGGCCGUUCAUAUGGUCGGCACUAUUCAAAUAUAAAUAAUAACGGGCGAUAUGCAGAAAAGAGUACAGGUAGAAAUGGUUUUGGAUCAUUUAGCACCAGUCCAAGUCAAAAUCGCAAUAGCGAGCAGUAUAAUUUGGACAAGAAAAAUUAUGGUGACUUUGAAAAUUUAUUUCGUGAUUAUACAAAUAGAAACGGUGCUCAGUACGAUUCUGAUAAACAAAGGAACAAGUGGUAUCAAAACUAUUUACCAGUGGGUGGGAGUCAAAAUACGGACCGGUUUACAAAAAAAGAAAGAAAUACAUACUCUGGAUCCAAAAACCAUAAUCCUAAUGCAGGCUACUCUGUGCCAUCACAACGAGAAAGACUUUUGGGCAGAAAAAAUUUGGGUCAAAGAAUCGGGAGACAAGCUGCGACACGUAGAGAGAAAAGGCACAUGAGUCCUCAUGACGACAAUGGGAUACAAAGACUUCUAUCCACAGGAACUCUCGCUCCGCCGCUGUUGAACCCGUCUCUCCCUGCGUACAACAACGGUAUAGACCUGGUGUUCGCAACUUACUGGAUCUUCCCGGCAAAGACAGAGGCAUUGCUGCCAGAAGACCAAGCUUGCGUCCGCCAGUUGAUGAUGAAUACCUCUAUGAGGAACGAUCGAUACGGUAAAUACUACGGCCUAGACGACCAUGCCUUCCGCCAUGCUGUCACUGACGAAUGCCUGGCGCGAGGCGGGCGCCACCCUCCAGAGGGCGGCACUUUCCAAGACGCUAAGGAAUACAACCCUUACGACCUGAAGAUGGGGCAGCUCACAGUAUACAGGCUUCGUCUAAAAUGCACAUGCCCGGAUGCAGGUUUGACAGGGGGUAAAGAGUGUGGGAGCAUUCUUCCAUUUCACAAACAAGGCUGGGCGGCGUACAUGGGGACCAGAGGGACCAGCCACUUUAAGCCCAGGAAACCAUGGUGAUGUUGACCGUCACUAUGGUGAUGAAUAUAGAUUACCAUGGUGAUGAACAAAGGUUACCAUGACAUCUUCGACAGUACACAGCUAAAAUAAUGUUCUAUCAGCUGGGGCAUCCAUGGUGCUGUUAGUCAAACUGUGGGCCACGCCCACUGGCCCAAGCUUUGGUACUGUUGCUAUUGUCCCUGUGCAAAGUACCAUGAUAAUGUCAAUCAAAGCCUUGAAGAUAGAUCUUACCACACCCACAGGAACGCCUGAUGGUGUCAAUCAAAGCCUUGAAGAUAGAUCUUACCACACCCACAGGAACGCCUGAUGGUGUCAAUCAAAGCCUUGAAUAUUUGAUAUUGCCAUGCCGAUUGGAGGACUGUAGUACCUCCAUGCUAUGGAAAUGUAAACAUUAUUGUUUUCGAUAUAACAGUCGGGGAAUAUUUAAGUUUCCGCUGGUUUCCGCUUGAAAACGUCUAAGAUAUUCUUAUCCGUAUUCUUUGAAUUGAAGGGGGCGGACAAACAAUGGACAACAAUAUAUUAAUACCGUAAAAUCAUCACAACAGUAACACAAUAGCCUUGAGAAAAGGGACAGGACACAUCAGCCAGUAAAUAUCACCAUUGUUAGUUGCGUCGACAGGGUAUUUUUUAAGUGGCCAGGGCCAAAGCGGACACUUGCCAUUGCAAUCAGUGCCCAUCACCUCACUGUUAUCUUUAUUGGUGUAUAAUACCCUCAAAGCAUUAAAAUGUAUUUGAUCACAGAUUUCAUAUGACUUUGAUUCCCACUUUGUCGUGUGUCAAGUAAUUUCAAUGCAGGAAGCCAUCGUGGUAUUGAUUUUAGCAAAUAAUUUUCAGGUAAAAAAUUUUAAGUAAAACAUUACCGGGAGUUUUCUUUUCUCUAAAGGAAUCUGCAUUUAUAAUAAACUAUUAUGACUGAUAAUGGGAAAGAAGCAUACAGUAAGCACAAACAUCAUUUAGAGGUAUACAUUAUACAUAUAUAUUGGUUUUAUGCGAAAUAGCCAGUCGUUUUAGUUAGGCAUAUACGGAAAAUGAACUGUAGUUCAAAUAACACAAUCAAGAGACCAAGAUUAGACGGUCCUGAUUGAGUAAUAGAUGGAAAGACCUUUACAAUCAGUCGCAAAUAUAGUAGUAUAUUGUAGUAUUAAACGUGAAUAUAUGGGUCUACGAAUCACCAAAGUUGGUACAUUAAUGAAAAACAUGAAAUUAAGGCAAGGAGGAAUAUAAUUAUCAAGUGUACCUGUAUCACUAAGUGAAUGCGACAGAUACAAUCGUGUAAUAGAUAAAGCCUAGCUUAUAGCUUACAAUUGCCACGGGCGCCGUGCGAUGAAAUCGUAUACGAUUGUCCGUGCGUUUUUUAAAAUUGUAUUUAUUUAUUUAUCUAUUAUUAUUAUUAUUAUUUUGACAUCGUGAGGGGCUACGAGCUACACCGAGUA